Molecule: messenger RNA, 1539 nt
Organism: Aspergillus tanneri
Lineage: Eukaryota; Fungi; Ascomycota; Eurotiomycetes; Eurotiales; Aspergillaceae
Gene: MDM10
Product: mitochondrial distribution and morphology protein 10
Exons: 2
Coding region: 1-1539 (512 amino acids)
Biological process (GO): phospholipid transport; establishment of mitochondrion localization; protein insertion into mitochondrial outer membrane
Cellular component (GO): ERMES complex; SAM complex
Source: RefSeq, a predicted model, not a curated record
AUGCUUGAUUUCAUGGAUUACAUCCAACUCGCCUUCGGCGACACGACGGAUUGGAACCGUGACAAUUCGUAUUCGUCGCUCACGGCCACCGCGCAAUCGCUCCUCGACUUCAGAACCCCGGAACGCCUGCGCGUCCAUCUCUCAUCCCUAUCCACUCCACACUUCGCUACCAGUUACACCCUCGGCACCGUUGGCUUAAUCGAUGGCUCUGUCUCGUAUCUAUACAGCACCGUCCCCUUCGACAACACACCCAGUCGAAGCGCCCUGCUCCCUCUCCGCAAGCUUUCCCCCGGCUACCGUCAAGUUCAGCCGCCUGUAGCCCCCGUCGAGAACUGGGGCUGGGACUCGAUCCUCGAUGGAAUGAGUUCCGGCUUGGAGCCGACCCAGAAGAAUCCCAAGCACGAUGGCAGCAGCAGCAGUAGAAGCGGCCAUGAAUCGGCUUCAACUCCCCUCGCUCAGAAAGCCACUUUGCUGCAUGCAACGCUGCAUCUUCCUCCUCCCACCACUUUGAAUGCGCUCUUCCUGCGCCGCAUCUCGCCCACAAUGCAACUCACCUUGGCAGUCUCCUCGACGCGAGGUCCGCCUCUAUCAAAGUCCGCUCCGCAAGCUUCCCUCCUGACCCAGCUCUCCCACAACACGGGGAAAUACAGCAACGAGUACCUGUUCAGUACAGACAAUGCGCUCUUUGGAUGGCGCGGACUAUGGAAUUUCGGCCCGGAUCCGCGCACUUCCAAAGACAACGUCUCUCCCCGCCUCUCGCUCCUCUCCGCUGGCGCAGAAGCCUACUAUUCCCCAGUCUCGUCACUCGUGGGCAUGUCAACCGGGUUGAGAUUCAGCACUCUCCCCGCGGCCACAGAUCUUCCUUCUUCAGUCAUCUCGUCUUCUUCUGCCUCUACCUCUUCCGUGUCCUCCUCGUCGCCCUCUCCUAAUAACAACGCCCCCUUCUCCACCUUCCCCUACACACUGACCUUAACCUUAACCCCACUCACGGGCUCUCUCUCAACGACAUAUUCGCUGCGCGCAUCGCCCAAUCUCGCUUUUAGCUCCCGCUUCGGCUUCAACGUCUACAGCUGGGAAAGCGAAAUGGUAGCGGGCUGUGAACUAUGGCAACAGUCCAAACGACUCUCCGACGAGGAUACCACCAACAACGACGACGGUUUGGAAUGGGCCCGUCGGAAAAUGCGUCUCUCGCAGCCGGUCCUUCUUCCUCCAUCAGCAGAGGUGCUUGGCACUGGCACUGGCACUGGCCCUGGCCCUGGCAGAGAUGCGAACACUAAGAAGGAGGAAGAGGCUAAUGGAUCGGUGCUGAAAAUCAGGGUCGAUCAGUCAUGGAAUGUACGACUGCUGUGGGAGGGGAGAGUCAAGGAGUUGUUGGUUAGUGCGGGAGUUGGGCUGGGGCCGAGUUCGUUCUCUCCCUCCUCGCCGUCGUCGUUGUCUUCGUGGACGAAUCCGUCUGGAGGACAGAGUGGAGGAGGGGGUGGAGGUCCGGGCAAGUCGUAUUGGAGAGGAGUUGGGGUAUCGGUGCUAUAUUCGUCGUGA